This is a messenger RNA of Haliaeetus leucocephalus (bald eagle), 1326 nucleotides long. RefSeq names its product SLAM family member 5-like. The record is from RefSeq and is a predicted model, not a curated record. The transcript has 8 exons. Gene Ontology annotation, biological process: T cell activation. Gene Ontology annotation, cellular component: external side of plasma membrane. Bases 134 to 1195 code for a protein of 353 amino acids. Lineage: Eukaryota; Metazoa; Chordata; Aves; Accipitriformes; Accipitridae.
GAUGUCACUGUGGUGAUCAGCCACUGGAGGGGAAGCUGUGUGGGUGCAGCUGCAUACAUCUUCCUCUUGCUAUCAUGCAUGAUCUGUAGUAGAUGCUGUGUACGGUGAGCCCCUCUCUGUGCGCUGUGAGGCAAUGGAUAUGUUUUGGUGCCUGCUGCUCGCCCUCCUCCUCCACCAAGCAACAUGCACCAGCGAUGGGGCAGAGGUGACUGGGGCCGUGGGCAGGUCUGUCACCUUCCACCUCAAGAACCUGGAUAAAGAAGCCACAGCCUGGAGCUUUCGCAACGAUGUCAUAGUGACCGUGAAAUUCGGCGAUCCUCCUGAAGCCACAUUUUUUGAUGACAACUACAAGCCGCGCUUGGCCUUCUCCAAGAACGGCAGCGCGCUCACCAUCUCCCAGCUGAGGAUGGAAGACGCUGGUACCUACACCGCAAAGACCUUGGGGGUAAAAGCCACCUUCACCCUACAUGUGUACAGGGAGCUGGCAGUGCUGACGGUGACCUGUGUGGCGCAGAACUGCUCGGCUGGUGACUGCCUCUACACCCUGCACUGCACCGCGUUGGGCUCUGGCUCCGGCAACAUCUCCUACAGCUGGAGCGCUGGGGGCUUGUCAUGGCAGGAGGGGCCCACAGUGCUGGUGGAGGAGUCAUCCCCGGACAAGCCACUCAUCCCGCUCACAUGCACGGCACAAAACCCUGUCAGCAGCCGCAAUGUUACCAUCAUCUCGCCUUCUGCCCUCUGUGCAGGCACCUACUCCAGCAGGCAGGCUGGAAUCAUGGCUGCAUUGGUGACUGGAGCCGGAGCGCUUUUAGCAGUGGUUAUCUUUGUAAUCUACUGUAAAUUCAAAGGCUGGAGGAUCUUCCAUUUGCCUGCAGCUGAGGCUAUGAACACAGAGGCCAGAGCAGAGGACAUGACGGUGUACGCCCAAGUCGGCCCUUCACAGCAGGUGCACCUGCAGAAUUUCUCUAAGGCACAGCAAGAUGACCCAAAGAAGAUGCCGAAUGCCAGCGUGGAGACCUUCAAAACCAUUUAUUUCACCAUCCAGGCUCAUGGCCAUGUCCCCUGCAGGGGUUCCAGUGCUGAGCAAGGAGAUGGGCAAGACCCCAGGUUGCAGACGGAUGAUGAGAAGAUGGGCAACGGUAUGGCGGGGUGCCAGGAGCAGGAUGAGAGAAGUGUCUACUCGUUGGUCAGCUAGACAGAUCCUGUGACGCAGCCCCGACACGGCUCCCUCUGGUGCACCCAUGAGCCUGCUCUGACCAUGGUGGCUGGUCCUCUCUGCCCAGCCCUGGCCCAUGGGGGCUGCAGCAUCCUCCCCUUCCCUCCCCA